AUGUGUUGUUUACAACGAUUGUUUUUAACUCUUGAAUUGACGCCUUUUGAAACAACCGACGCCAAGGAAUUCUGUCAACUAUUAAGACUAGACAAUCAACAACAAGACGUCCAAGAAUUUCAUACUUUAUUCUUUGACACUAUUGAGAAGAAUUUGUUAUUUCAUCCAAAUGGAGAGAAAAUACAAGCUUCAAUUAGACAACUUUUUCAGAGUUGUGUGUGUCAGACAAUCAGUUGUGAAUGUGGUCAUUCAACAAAUGCAGAAAGCGAAUAUCGUUCAUUAUUUAUCACCAUCGAUGGAUUUAAUUCUUUAAUCACUGCUAUUGACAGCUUCUUUAGGCCUGAACAACUUGCUGACUAUAAAUGUAGCAAUUGUCAAGAACAAGGAAAAUGUGUAAAAAAGAUGGAAUACACAACACUUCCUCAAGUGUUAAUUAUUCAAUUGAAUAGAUAUGUCUUUAAAAGUGCAAAUGAGCGUCAUCACAAACUAAAAACUGUAAUGCAAUAUCCGCGCCUGUUAAAAGCGAAAAAAUUUAAAUCUGGUGCUUUGAAUAAUGAAGAAUAUGAACUUUGUGCUGUUAUGAUACACGAAGGGGAUAAUGCGCAUUGUGGACAUUAUUAUGAUUUAAUUCGUGAUCCUUACACAAAGCAGUGGUUUACCUAUAAUGAUAAGGUUGUGUUUCUGAUUAUUUAA
This is a messenger RNA of Meloidogyne enterolobii, 693 nucleotides long. Lineage: Eukaryota; Metazoa; Nematoda; Chromadorea; Rhabditida; Meloidogynidae. The record is from the annotation of a GenBank genome assembly.